GCUAUAAUAUAGCCGGAGGAACGUGCGCGGCUACAGCCACCGCACGGUCCCCUCUCCUCCUCUUGGCCUCCGACUCAACAACCCAGCUACCCAGCGCUCACGAUAGUCGCCGUCGUCGGGCCUCUGCUCUCCAUAUCAUCUCUAGCUAGUCGCCGGUGCCGAGCUGCUAGGAGCCGAGCCCGCGAUCACUGUCGGCAUGUCGUCGUCCUCCUCCUCCUCGGCGGCGCUGGGCGGCUCCCACGCCGGCCUCGCGCUUGCCGCCACCGCCAUGGCGCUCUCCGGCACCCUCGUCCUCUUCUCCCUCUGCCGCGCCAAGCAGGCGGACCAGCACCACCUGGUCUCCUCCGACGCUUCCCAGUCUCCCGCUCGGCUCCGUCCCUGUCUCUCCUCCUCUGAGAAGCGAAAGCGGGAGAAGGCGCGGCGCGGGAGCAUGAAGCGGGUGCGCUUCGCGGACGACGUCGUCGACAAUGGCCCCGCCCGCUCGGCGCCGGCGCCGGCGGCAGCGCCCGAGCCGUCGUGCAGGGGCUCCGCCGCGAUGCCGGCGAACCGGGAGGCGCUGUACCGCGGCAUGCUCCGCGGCCGCUCCAUGCUCAGGACCACCUGCUCCUACUAGGCAGCGCCAGCCUGAAGAAGCUUCAGCAUCUGAGAGCUUCGAUUAACACGCCGUUUAGUCCUUGCAUCAUCACAACCCCACGCCUAAAUUACUCUGGAGCUUGGCCUGUUCUUUCUUGUUCCUUAUUAGGUACGCCGCUGAUUGGGAGAUUUUUGUAAUUAGUGAGCAUCCCGUGCGCGCGAGCGAUCCGUGUGGUGCGUGUCAGCUGCUGUUUGUACUGCCUGUUGUACAUCUGCAUUUCUACCUUCUAGGUGAAUUCGAUCCAAGAAAUGGAUUCUUGCAUGCAUUGUUCUAC
Molecule: messenger RNA, 908 nt
Organism: Lolium perenne
Lineage: Eukaryota; Viridiplantae; Streptophyta; Magnoliopsida; Poales; Poaceae
Source: RefSeq, a predicted model, not a curated record